Amphimedon queenslandica is the source of this 1040-nucleotide messenger RNA. Its product is annotated as UPF0769 protein C21orf59 homolog. The record is from RefSeq and is a predicted model, not a curated record. Gene Ontology annotation, biological process: regulation of cilium movement. Bases 57 to 935 code for a protein of 292 amino acids. The transcript is spliced from 7 exons. NCBI's taxonomy places the organism in Eukaryota, Metazoa, Porifera, Demospongiae, Haplosclerida, Niphatidae.
UAAUAACUAGUCAAAACAGGUGCCAUUUUGCAAAAUUUGUGGGAUAAAAAGAAGACAUGGUGAAACUUCACAUUAAAAAGGGAGAGGAGAGCCAUUUCUUGUACGAGACUAAUGUUGGUGUAUCAGUUGAAGAUCUUAUUAUUCAAUUGGUUAGACUUUACAAUGGGAGACUGAAAGUGGACAGGCUCUGUCAAGAGAUUGAGCUGUUAUCUUCCCAUGGGAUACUCCUUCCCCCUAACAUGCAAGGGCUGACAGAUGAGCAGAUCAUUGACCUCAAACUGAAAGAUGAGUAUGCUGAUACCUGCAUACCAUGUGGAGGACACACUGAUAAUCCUGACCCUGUUGGAAGGAGAAAUGGAAGAGCACCGAAUGAGAAGAUGAAGGAAGUAUUGCAUAGGACCAUCAGUGAAGCAAGAGCAGCUAUUUCCAAAAAUCAAGUGGCAGCCAAAGUAUGCAUGACGGAAGAGAUCAUCAGUGACUCACUGGAUAAGCUCAGAGGAGCAAUAAUGAUAGUAUAUCCAAUGAAUUUGCCCCCUUAUGACCCAAUCAGACUGGAAUUUGAAGGUCAAGAAGAUCUGACUGGUUCACAGGCAUCUUUGGCUGUUCUAGAGGAAUCAACUGCUCAGCUGUGGUGGGCUGGAAAAGAACUGACUAGGAGUAAGAAGCUCCAAGAUUUCAUUGGCAGGAAUGAGAAGACUACCAUAAUUGCUAAAUUGCAAAAGAAAGGUCAAGGUGCCCCAGCAAGAGAGCCAGUGUUUAGUGAAGAUGCUAAGAAGGAAAUGAUGUCGUAUGCAUAUCGCAGACAAGAGGAACUAAAGAAAUUAGAAGCUGAUGAAGAAGACUCGUACCUCAAUGCUCAAUGGGCUGAUCCUCACGAACUGAAGAGAUCAUUUCAAGGACUCAGGGACAUUAAGUGGGGGAGUGGUCUUAAGUAGUAGUAUAGCUCUUAAGGUCUGAAACAACAUUUUAUCACUUAUUUUUAUGAUGAACUUUACUAAUGAGUAAAAUGAAUAAAAGAGACAUUAUGUAUAUGAGUAAAA